CUCUUCUGCCCCUCUUCUUCUUCCUGCAUAUCCACCUCGCAGAUUAUCUUCAUUUAUCCCAUUGUCCUCUUGGGAUAAUAUGUCCCUUUUCAGCGAGUCUUCUGGCUUUUCUAGCUCCAACUCAUCCCACAUAUCACCAAACAUCUAUCGAAUCACUCCCCAAGCCACCACGAGGUUUCUCAACAUCAAUAAUGCAGUGGCAUUCAUCCGGCACAUGUUCGAUCAAUACCCAACUCACCAACAGCAUUACAUCUGCCUGAGCGAUGUGACCGAAACUCAAGCUCAAGAUCUCGCAAAAAAACGACAAGACCAUUCUCUUCCCUCGAUGAGGGUUACUUACUUCCCAGCGGACUCCUCACUCAUAAUAAAACUUGCUAGCCCUCUUCAUGAGAGAACAUGCGAUCUGUUCCACGAGAUCAUGAUACGCCAAUACACCGCGGCUGGAAUCACAUCGUCUAUUCUGAUGCCUUCCGGAACAGCAACACGGCAAAUGGUCGGUGGUGUCAGCAAACAGCCAGACAAGUCCUGGGUACCCUGGAAUACACGCAAUGACAACGAUUACCCUUCCUUUGUGCUGGAGGUUGGGGACAGUGAGUCCCUGGACCGUUUACGUCUUGAUGCGAGGAUUUGGUUGGAUACCAGCGGUGGCUGCACUCGUCUCGUUCUACUCGUAUCCGUUGAUAGGGCUAGGAGGACAAUCGUGUUCGAAAGAUGGCAGAGACUCGAAGAUCGCAAUCUACAAAACAACCAGCAGACGUUUACAGCACGGCGGGUGCAGAGGGUGACUGUGGACUACGCUCAUGGAAACGUGGUGGCAGGCGCGCCACUGUUGCUUCCAAUGGAGCUCAUGUUCGACUCUCUCCCCAUUGUCCCAGCAGACUCGCCUCCAGCCAAUACCCUUUUUGCAGUCCCCGCGGCUGAACUCCAGAAUUUGGCUGCACUUUUGUUCUGA
Messenger RNA from Aspergillus wentii DTO 134E9, 952 nucleotides. RefSeq lists its product as uncharacterized. NCBI's taxonomy places the organism in Eukaryota, Fungi, Ascomycota, Eurotiomycetes, Eurotiales, Aspergillaceae. The record is from RefSeq and is a predicted model, not a curated record. Bases 80 to 952 code for a protein of 290 amino acids. The transcript has a single exon.